GUUUUUUGGUUGCCUAUCUCUACGCGUCCUCUUAAAAAGUGAGACAUUUUCCACAAUAUGUCCAGAAUUUCAUCGACAUUUGGGAAAACAUCUGGGAAAAAGUCUUCUCAGAAGUCAUUUGGAGACAGCUACAAUCUAAGUGGCUCUCAGUCUUUGAGGAGAAGUGGCAGCAGUGGGAAUCUGAGGAAAUCUGGUAACCUGGCAGCAAGCUUUGGCAGCAUGGGUGAUAUCAGUAAAGAUGUGGAGAGUGAGUACAUCAAGAACUUACAACAGCAGGUCUACUUCCUGGAGCUAGAGGCCAACCAUCUGCGUGAGCAGGCUCGCAAGGCAACAGAUAUGCAUCCACAGAUGUCUGCUGAAGCUGAGAGAAUGCUUGGCAAACUAAGACAAAUGCAGGCCCAGGUCGAUGGUCUCCAUCUUGAGGUUGCAAGGAAGGAUUCUAAUCUUAACUCAAUCUCUACUGAAAAGAGUCGUGCUCUUGACCGUCUCAGGGAAGAGGAAGAUGCACACAACCGUGAAAAAAGACUCUUAAUGGAAGAUUUAGUGAAUCUGAAGAAGGAGAAGACCAUGUUAGAGACGGAACACUCAAGGAAAGAUACUCAGAUGAUAGAGGCUCGUAGUGAGAUGGAUAAAUCUGCCCAAGCCUUGAGGAAUGCAGAACACAAGAUCUCAAUUCUUAGAAGCCAGUUGGACCAAAGGAUUGAACAGCACAAGUUAACUCAGCUUGCUCUUGAGGAGAAGAGGUCAGACAUGUUGAGAACAGAAUCUAAUCUACGAGAACUAGAGGAGAAAUAUUACAGCAGCAAUGUUAUAUUGCAUGACAAGACAGUCAAUGAUCUUAGGGAGGAAGUCCAGAUGCUAAGACAGAAACUUAAAGAGACUGAGAUGAAGGCAGAUCAAGAUCGAUACCUCCGCACAAAACUCUCAGAUGACAGCUCCCAUCUUGUAUCUGAGAACUCGUUACUCAACCAGCAGGUCAUUGAGCUCAGGAACCAAGUAGAGAGGGAAAGAAGUUUACGAGAAAACAUAGAUGUGCGAAAAUCACAGAAUAUCACAGAAUUAGUACACGCCAAUGAGAAGAUAAAACAAAUUCAGUUUGAGGUGAACCAGACCAAAGCUUUACUACAAUCAGAGCAAGACAGAUGCAGGAGCCUUAUGGAACAGCUAUCCAAGGCUGAGUCACUGAACAGUAGCAUCCAACUUAAUCAGUCCAGUACACAGUCACGGCUAGCAGAGGUGCAAGGCGUACACUCAGUGACAGAGAGUGAGAACACUUCACUGCGUAGAGAUAAGAUGCUCCUUGUAGACCAUGUCUCUGAGCUCACAAAACAGGUACAAGACAAGGAACAAGAGAUUUUACGACUAAGGAACCACAUAUUCACACUUGAGAAUAAAGUUGGUAGCAUAGAGAAAAUGAAAGAAACUGAAACUGAAAUGCACAGUAGAAAAUGGGAAGAGUUUGAAAAACUAGCAGACAGUAUGAGAAGUCUAUCACAUACCAUGUCACGCACAGCAGCGAGUCCCCGCCACCUUGAUUACAACUAACAGCAAAUCACCGUGGUAACAGUUAUCAUGGCAGCGAUUUCUCUCCAAAUAGUUAUGAUCGUGGUAUAGUGACACCACUAUGUAAAAGAGAUUUAAUUCUACUCGUCAUGCCAGUAUGAAAAGAACUGAGAUUAUACAUAUAGGAAGACUGAGUGCUAACUAUACUUUGUGGAUAUAUUGAGAAUGUUAGUAGUGCUUCUACAUAUACUGAACAGUGUACAUGUACUUAGAAAUAGUCAUGGAAAAAAUAUGGUAUACAAUAAUACAAAGACAAUUAUAUUACUGGUACUGGUAUCAUGGACCAUAUGUGCCUUGUUCUUGUUAACAUCUGUACUUUGUGUAAAAUGUAAAUUGGAAAAAAACUUCCAUAGUGUUUUGAAUCUGAGAUCUCAUUUUGCAUGCAAAUAUAUGCAUAUUUUCAAUCCGUCCAAAUUGGUUUUUUGCCUAAUUUAUUUUUUAAUAUUUUAGUAAUACAGUUUGAUUGUCAUGGUGAUUUUAUGAUGAACAUAUUGACAACCAUACAUACAUAUAUGUAUGAAUUUAAAUAUCAUACUUUUAAAAUCACAAGUUUCUCUGUACUAUCUGUUUCAUGUCUUUUUUAAAGGUAUCUAGUUUUUGCAGACAAAAUUUUAUUGAUUAGCCUAUUGUAUGAAAUAUAUACAUUACAAAGUUCCUGUAUAUAUUGUAUAUCUAUAUUAGAGUGAAAAACAUCAAGGCUUCAUUUUCAACUGUUAAUAUCAUUAAAUGGUAUCUUUCUUUUGUGAGACAAAUAUUUAUCAGUAUAGAAACCUAAUAAUUACCUAAUGUAAUGUAAUCGAGUUGAAUCGUCUACGUCUGUCUUCUUGUAGUGCAAAUGUAGGCUUCAUGCAGAUGUAUCAGUUUUGUCACCAGAUUUUCAUCCCUCAGUUAUUUCGUCCAUGGGCGUUAUUUCAAUGAAAAAUGUACAUUGAAUUUCAGGGAAACUCAUGUUUUUGAGUUUUUGUACAUAAAAAGUAAAAACUGUAUAUUUUUCUGCCAAUAUUAUUGUUGAAUCCUUGGUCAUAAUUGAAUAGAUGUAUUUAGCUUGAGCAUAUAGCAGAUCAUUGAAAUUAUUUUGUAACUUUCAACUUUUGAAUUUCAAAUUGACUUAGGAAGCAUUUCAACCCAUCAAUAAUUAGUAAGACCAUCUUCCUUUUAUGCUCUUAUCAGGAGACUAUAUCACCAGAAGUGAUGCAUUAAGUGAUUGGCUGCACACUGAUGCGUAUUGAUUUUUAAUAAAAAAAUCUUUCAGCUUGUUACAUUUUGUAGACAUCAAGGUGUUUUGCUCAGAAGGGAUCUGGAAAAAAUCAAAUUUUAAUUUAAUUUGAAUUAGUAAUGCAAGUAAUCAUUAUAUAUUUUUUGAUUAUAAAAUAUUGUAUUAUUUAAAAUAUAUAUACACUGUACUGAUAUAAUUUAUCAAAUAAAAUAUGC
Owenia fusiformis is the source of this 2994-nucleotide messenger RNA. NCBI's taxonomy places the organism in Eukaryota, Metazoa, Annelida, Polychaeta, Sabellida, Oweniidae. The record is from the annotation of a GenBank genome assembly.